Messenger RNA from Paraglomus brasilianum, 261 nucleotides. The record is from the annotation of a GenBank genome assembly. Lineage: Eukaryota; Fungi; Glomeromycota; Glomeromycetes; Paraglomerales; Paraglomeraceae.
AUGACCCGGAUUAAACUAAUUUACGAAACACCUACUAGUUCUAUUGCCAUCACCCUUGAUAUCAACAAAUCAGUAGAGACUACUAUUGAAGCUCUUCGCUCUGCAUUAGAUAGUAUUGAAAAUGAUAAUGCUUGCUGGGUGCGGGUAUCUGAAGAAGAAGAUGAACCCCUGACAACCGCUUGUUCACAGCAGAAACGACAGGAGGACAGUUCAGCUCACUCGUCCAACCUGGGCUUGUUUAUAUCUUACGCGGACAUGAAG